Molecule: messenger RNA, 2917 nt
Organism: Arabidopsis lyrata subsp. lyrata
Lineage: Eukaryota; Viridiplantae; Streptophyta; Magnoliopsida; Brassicales; Brassicaceae
Exons: 1
Coding region: 16-1092 (358 amino acids)
Source: RefSeq, a predicted model, not a curated record
CGCCACACCCUUCGGAUGUUCUCCUCCUUUACUACCACCAACCCGUACUUGAUGUAUAAUCUGAUACAUAAUGGAAGUUCUUUGGAUGACAUCGAUAUAACAAGCGCUAUACACUAUUUUGACCCGGCCAAGGAAGAUGAAGUUAUUGUCCGAGACAGGGCCUUUCCCAUGGAGUUGCGUAAUACGAGUCUGGUUGGAAUGUCCCAUGGAUGGGGAGUUUUCAAUGUGGAGACUGGUGAUGGUAGACAUAAAGCCGUUUAUGUUAGCGACUUCUGCAAUCCUUGUGGCUCCAAAACAAAUCCCAAAAUCAUUCCUUUGCAUCCCAUGCAUCCCAUUGGUAAACCUAAUAUUACCCAAUUACGCCUCAUCACUAAUGCUGCAAUGACUUGUUCACCUGAUCAAAGUAAAGAUUUUGUAGUAGCUGCCAAUUGUUUAGGACUUGAGAUCCAUUUCUUUAGGCCUUGUGGCAAAACCAAGAACUACUCUGGUUUAGGCUUUAAAACCGAAUCCCACUAUUUUGAUCAGUCAAAGGUUAUGUAUUCAAAGAAAGAUCAAAAGUUCUACACUCCUAGUGUUGGAGGCCACUUGUUGGGUUUCUGGGAUUCUUGCUUCGAGGAUUUGACUGCCUCCAAGAUGCAUGAGUUGCGGUUUUGCAACCUUCCUGAGGUGACCCAGUCCGAGUGGGAGCUCUUGGACUCAUGUCCUCCGCCGACUGUACACCUUGUGGAGUCUCCCUCAGGACAGCGUUUCCUAAUCAAGUGGUAUGCUCAGAACUACCAACCGGGCGAGAGGAUGACAUUCUUGUGUCGUGGAACAAAGCAUUUCAUGGUGUUUAGAGAGGAGGAAGAUAUGAACAUGUGUUACACGGAGGACAUUGGAGAUCUCUGCAUAUUCCUCGGCAGAAGUGAGCCCUUCUGUGUCAAGGCAAGCUCAUUCCCUGGCCUAAAUCCUAACUCCAUCUAUUUUGCAGGCGAUGGCUUUGGUGUUUACGAUAUCGCCAGUAGAAAACCACGUUCCUUCUGUCCCAAGUCUCCCUCAGCCUUCUCAACAACACCACUCUUCCCUUACUGGAUCCCUCCAAUGUCUCUCUAGUUACUAGGCAAACUUCACUAGUUAUUCUCUUCUUGUGAGUGUCAUUCGAGUUAAAUCAUGAGUCAUAAUUACGUUAUUUUCAUAAUAUGAUCGAAUUUGAGUAUUUUAGGUGGUGGAUCCAAUAUAGAAUCCAGUUUCUCGUUUCACUUUGUGUUAUGUAAACUCAAAAGAAACUAAUGAAGACAUGUUCCAUUGUUUUAGCAUCACAACUCACAAGCCACACACUGAAACAAGACGAGAAAAGAAGAAGCCAGAAGCAGCUACCUCUCAGACACAAAGGAUUCUUAUUACAUACAUAAUGCAUUUCCUUGUAUAUACAACUAUUUCAGCUCUCUAAGACGUUUAAAUUGGCGAGUCACUCACAAUUUUCAUGGUUUUGAAUUGUGAGCUUCUUCCAUAGCUUAAUGGAGUUGAUUAGGAAGUUCAUCAUUCCGCUGCACUGAUGAAACAAGCACAGUAGGCAACUCCAUCAACCAGAUGAAAUGAAAAUAUAGAAUCUGCAGGGCCUUUGUAUUUUCUACUCAGAAUUGCAACACAUACCGGGAAAACGUAAGAAGAUGAGUCAUUCUGUUCCUCUUGAGCUAGGCUUAGUGAUGUUGCAGGCUGUGAUAAUGUAUCAGCAGACUGACAAGAGCUGGUAUCCAAGGAAGGUGCCCUCUCGUUUUCUACAUUCAAACUUUGAAUCGGAUCGGUGCUUGUUUGUGGCAAUACAAGCCGCUGAAACUCAGACAAGAGCGCAGAGAGAGCUCGAAUUUCAUCCAUUCUUGCUUCCCUACAUUGAUCAGGAAAAAUCAGCAAUAAGCAGCAUCCAGCAAUUCUGCAUCUCUUUCUGAAAAAAGAAACCAAAACCUUGUAUGGAUAAGGUUUCCUUUGCAAGUGAACUGUAUUUGACAAGUAGCAGACGCUUGUUUGCAGACAAAUUUUGCUUUCCUAGACUUAAGAUCCUCCAUUUUCCUGCAAAAAGUUAACAAGACGGGCUUAGCGAGCAAACAGGAGAUUCAAAAAGAUGGUCAUGCCUAAUCUCAAAGAGCCAAUGCGAUACAUGGAAUAGUGUUUAUCUGCAGCUGCUCCCAUAACAAACUUCCUGAUCCUAUGCUGAUGUAUCAUUUCCACAAUCCCUUUCUCAACUGAGUCCAUUUCAAAACACAGUAUCUCUGCCUGUACCUACAGAAACCAACCUUCUUUCUUUAAAAAAUGGUGAAAACAGAGUUGACAUUAAUAUCAUCUGUGUUCACAUCACAUCACAUACAUACCCCUUUUCUCAGACAUAUACUAAGGUACUCUUGUAGAAUCUUGUCUGUUUUGGCUGUUUCUAUGCCUCUAUACGCUCUCACUGAUACAUCAUCUGCCGUCGAAGCUUCGAAUUUGGUACCCACUUUGCAUCAAAAGUGAGAAGAGUAAAGUCAAAACCUUUAAAGCCUGCGUGAUCUAACGAGAGACUCUUGGAAAGGCAAAACACUUACACACAGGAAUCAUUGGAGAUGGCUGGUGAAUAUGAAGGAUGCAGAUUUUGUUUCCCUCGGAGUUUUGUAACGCCCAGAGGAGAUUUGAUGUGUUCUUCGAUACAUUUCUCCCAACUGCGACGUAGAUUUUCUCUUCGAGAAUCCGUGAACUGACUGUUUCCUCCAUAGCCUGAGAACUAAGAAUUUUCUCUGGAAAACGAAGAGGCAGGAUUUUGGAAGAGAGCCGUUUCUUGCAUCAGCAUUUGCUGGUUUACUUGGACAAGAAGACAUCCAAUGGCUGCACAUCUCACCAUUCUGGUAUCUCUGUUCCUUCGAAUAUUCCAUCAAUCUAUACAUAUUUUUUAUAUAUAUUGAAAAAGACU